Messenger RNA from Python bivittatus (Burmese python), 1680 nucleotides. RefSeq names its product uncoupling protein 3 (gene UCP3). Gene Ontology annotation, biological process: transmembrane transport. NCBI's taxonomy places the organism in Eukaryota, Metazoa, Chordata, Lepidosauria, Squamata, Pythonidae. The record is from RefSeq and is a predicted model, not a curated record.
CCCCUGGACAGCGAGAGGCAGCCGACGGUGGGGUUUGCAGAUCCACAUCCCGGUGGAGUGUGCACAGGAAGAUCCUCCAAGCCGCGGGGGGUGGAUACCAGUCUGAGAAUUUGGAGAGGCAAUUCUUCAAGGCCAGGUUCGUUCAUUCCAUAAAGGGCGAAGCUGUUUCCACACACAGCCGUCCCCCGUUGUAUGUAUACCAAAAGGAGCACCCAGGGGAGGCUCUGUAGUGGGCGAGACAGGAUGGUUGGUCUGAAGCCCACGGAUAUCCCGCCAUCAGCACCCGUCAAGUUUCUCAGCGCCGGGACAGCCGCCUGCAUCGCGGAUCUCUGCACGUUCCCCUUGGACACCGCAAAAGUCAGGCUCCAGAUUCAAGGGGAAUCGAGGGCUUCGAAAGCAGCCAGACAGGUGAAGUACAAGGGGGUCUUCGGCACCAUCACCACCAUGGUGAAGAUGGAAGGACCGAAGAGCCUCUACAACGGCCUGGUGGCCGGCCUCCAGCGCCAGAUGAGCUUCGCCUCGGUCCGCAUCGGGCUCUACGACUCGGUGAAGCAGCUUUACACGCCCAAGGGGUCCGAACAUACCAGCAUCUUCACGCGCCUCCUUGCUGGUUGUACCACCGGCGCCAUGGCAGUGACCUGUGCCCAACCUACUGACGUGGUGAAAGUGCGCUUCCAAGCUCACAUCAGGUUGGUGGGGGGUCCCAAGAAAUACAACGGGACAGUGGACGCUUAUCGAACGAUCGCCCGGGAAGAAGGCGUCCGAGGCCUCUGGAAAGGGACCUUCCCCAACAUCACUCGCAAUGCCAUUGUGAACUGUGGGGAGAUGGUGACCUAUGACCUCAUCAAGGAAACCCUGUUGAAGUAUCACCUGAUGACAGACAAUUUCCCGUGCCACUUCCUUGCUGCAUUUGGAGCCGGCUUCUGUGCUACGGUGGUGGCGUCGCCUGUGGAUGUGGUCAAAACGCGGUACAUGAACUCCUGCGCUGGGCAGUACAAGAAUGCCUUGAAUUGCAUGCUGACCAUGGUGGUGAAGGAGGGACCAAAUGCCUUCUACAAGGGCUUCAUGCCUUCUUUCUUGCGGCUGGGAUCCUGGAACGUGGUGAUGUUUGUGUCUUACGAACAGCUGAAAAGGAUGAUGGUUUUGGCCCAGGUGUCUUGGGAGGCCCCCUUCUGAAGCUCUGCAUCAUCUCUGGGAGAUGGCGGAAGCAGAGCCGGCGAAGGGUCUCUUCGAGGCAAACAGAGAGGAGAGAAAUGCAAGGGGUGACUUUACAGAGGAACUUUCUGCCAACAGUUCUUGCCAUGGCGGCAAGGGAAGCCUAUCAAUUAUAUUAAUUGCUACAGAUGGGUUGUGUUGCCCAGUAAUGCAUAAGGCCUAAGGCACUGCAAGAAGACUAUAUGUCAUAUAAACAAGCCAAAAAGGAUACAACUGGACAUUGAUCACACAUCCUCACUCAGCAGAGCCAUCCGGGUGUGAAUCAGAUAUCACGCGGGCUCUGCAAAAGGAUUCCGAGAGUGAAGGAACCCGUGAGAAUGAGAGCCUGUUUUCUGAAAUCCUGCCAGGAAAUCAACUCCAGUGUAAAAAUAAAUUAUAUGGGGAAGCAAAUGCCCUCUCCCCACAACAGACUUACAAUGAUCAAAUCAAAGCCAUUUGCCAUGUCUCCAAUAUUGUAUUUUUCCC